UUUUAUUUUGUUGUGUAGCAUGAAGAUCUUAAUCAAAAAACGGAUUUAACUUUGAAAGGUGUGGUGGGGACUAUCAUUAAAGACUAUUUUCCGCGCCUAACACAAUCACAGCGAAUAUUAUUCGAAGCUUCCCCCUUUGGAAUAUUCUUAGGAAUGCAUAUCCAAAUGGUGAUCCCUUACUUGUGCAUAAGAUGAUGUUGCACGAAGUAAGGUGUCAACAAAUAUUUGAGAUGGGGAGGUUUCUGUUUGAUGUAGAGGGGAUCCAGUUGGGUUUUGGUGAAACUGAAUAUAUUUUGAUUUGUGGUUUAAAAGUUGGUCCUUAUGUGGAUUUACUCCAUGACGAAAAGGGUCCGUUAAAUUCAAAUCUCCGUGCUCGGUUGUUUCCAGAGAUUUCUGAUGCACGUCUACGGCUGAAAAAUUUAGAAGACUUAAUUAUGUCCCCGAAUUAUUUGGCACUACAAGAUGAAGAUGCUGUGAUGCUUAUCCAGCUUGUUUUUAUGUUGAAGGGUCUACAUGGACGGGACGUUAAAACAGGCAUUCCUGCAGCAGUAUACAAGCUUGCUGAUAAUAUAGAUGAUUGGAACAGGUUUGCAUGGGGUACGUAUUUCUGGAAAUAUACUUCGCGUAUGAUGUGUGGAAUGUUUAAGAAAAUAGAAGAGUUUAGAUAAUUGAAGGAGUCCAAUCCCGAAUUGAAGAAAGUACACAAGUAUACCGUUCCCGAUUUUAUGCUUCCGUUUAAGAUAUGGAUUUUGGAGACGUUCACAGAGGCAACCAAGUUUUAUAUACGCACGCCGACAGAAUUGCCACGGAUGAGGGCGUGGAGAAGUAAAACACCGUUGAAUUGGGUUCAAUGUUGUCGAAUAAUGAACGUGUUUGGUGCCUAACACCGAACAUAUUAAUGUCGAGGAAAACCCGGAGGAGCUGAUGUUGUCGUUUUAUGUUCGUUAUGUCAAUUGGACUCUUAACCCUGUAGAGUCUCCCCCACGGCAACAUAGUCCCAUCCGAAAUAGUCCACCUCCUGUUUCCUCGCCUGCUCGAAGAAGGAUGUACAAGUCCGAAAUACAAACAUCUUCGACUGAAUCUGCCACAAAUGCUUCUUCCUCGCAACAUCUUGAAACAGAAACAAGUUAUAUGUCACACGACACAUCAAGAUUGGAAAAGAAGAAGAAGACGAGCACAAAGGCAUUAGUGAAGCGUCUACUAGGCUUUGUGGCUGACUUAAGUUCUAAAGUAGACCGUGUAUUACAGAAAAAAGAUGAACCCGACACAAAUUUUGAACCAGACAGAAGGUUUCGAGAGGAGGAAGAGAUGAUAAAUGAAGAGGAGGAAGAUACACAUUUUGACUAUGAUAAUAUAGGUAGUCAUGGUUUGGAGGGGGAAUUUGAGUCUACACCUACGCAUGUUGAGCCGUCAUUGGACGUGGCUGAACAUCACACAAAAGAAAUGACUCCUAUUGUUAGGCCGCAACGAAAGAGGGGUGUUCCAUGGUAUCAACGGACUCCGUUCACAGUGAUGCAAUCCACACCAAAAUUGAAGAAAAUCACCAAAGCAAAGAAAAAAAAAGUGGUGAAGAGUCCUGAAAAAGCAAAUGAAGACAUUGUGAAUGAAGAGAUUAAUGAUGUUUCAAAUCAUCUGCUGCUCGACAGUGUUGAAGCUGCCAGUACGUUGACUUUUUGGAAAGAAUGGAAUAGUAUCUCUUCCAACCUGAACACUAAACAUAGGCUGCAUAUGCUGACACUGGAUGUGGAGUUUUGGUCGAGGUUACUUGCAGUUACUGACGCUGGGUGGUUAAUUUCUUCGCAUAUUGCGAUAUGGAGUGUCUUGCUCAUGGAAAGACGGCCGGCGAACGCAAGGUUGACGAUAUUCCCUCAAGAACUUAAUUUACAAAACGGAAAAACAUAUUUUCUUAGGAAUAUUGCAAAUCGUAUCGGAGGUCAUCCUAAAUGGAAGGAUGUGGAUAUGGUUCUAUUCCCCAUAAACGUUCCUCAUGCCCAUUGGUUUUUGGCAGUGCUACAUUUAGAUAUUUGGAAAGUACACAUUUAUGAUUCAGCACGAUGUAUGAAUUACUUCACAACGUACUUGACUGCUGGAGAAUUCAAAAGUUUUGGGGAUAGUAUAAUCGAAGAGCUAGAUGCGAUUGACUACUGGAAGGAUUUCCCCGAUGGACACAAAGAGAACGCAGUUGUGGAGUUUAUUGAUAUUGUUGAUGCGCCACAACAAGAAUAUAUUGCUAAUAGAGGGGAUUGUGGAGUAUUCGUAAGCAUGUAUAUGGAAAUGAUUGCUUCGGGGGUACCGGUGAAGAAUGAUAAGCCAUGUAGAGAUGCGGGAUUUCUCUACAGAAAUAAGAUGACAAAUAUUAUUUGGGAUACUAAAUAACUUGAUGUUUGGAAGUUUGUAUACAUUAUUAUGAAAUACUUGUUUUUAGU
Lactuca virosa is the source of this 2426-nucleotide messenger RNA. NCBI's taxonomy places the organism in Eukaryota, Viridiplantae, Streptophyta, Magnoliopsida, Asterales, Asteraceae. The record is from the annotation of a GenBank genome assembly.